GAGGGAUAGACUAAAGCAGGACGAGUGGGGACUACUUUUAUCUUGAAUUUGAAACAUUGCACUUUAACUAGGCCGUCACUGGGUGGCGCCAUCCCCAUAGGCACUCCGCACCUUAUAAAUUGGGGCAAAUUGCUUUUAAAUGAAGUAUGUGGAAAACCCAUUCUCCUGCCCUUUCCAUAUGAGCACAUUGCUCAUUUUCUCCCGCCAUAAUCAAUCCCAUAAUUUUUCAGCGCGCACGGGACGACAUUAGGGACUCGGCGAUGCGCAGCAAGGAUCGAUGGGAUUUGAGCUGAGAUGCCCGCACGACCGACAGCACGCGUGGAGUUUACACUUGGGGGUUGUCUCCACGGCAGCGCAGCUUAAGCUUUCCUGCGCGCUGCCAACUUCGGUCAACGAUUCGCAAUCGGCCUCAGCCGCUAUUGAAUCUGUGGGCUGUGUGGAGAACAACGCACGUAAAGAAGGAGGUGGUGCAUGCGAGAGAUGGGCACCGGCGACAACACACGUCUUUGGCGGAUGAGGUUGUAAGCGGCCGGUAGGCAGCUUGUGGAAGCACCGAGAGAGACCGACCGGCCCGUCGCAGUGAUGUGGCGGGGAAGAGCCGCCUUCAACCGCCUGCGCCGAUUGCUGCUUCUUUACGGCCUCGCUUGGUUGCGGUUGCAAGGGGUCUAUGGAGAAAUGGGCAACCCGGUUGAAGCAAAGGGCACGCAAGGAGAUUCUAUCACACUACCCGGUGCCGUUAACAUGGACCAAGUCGUGGCUUUAACAUGGAGCAAAGUGGAGGGUUCGGGCCAGAUUCGCAUUGCUGUCUACAUGUAUAAGCCUAAAGGUACCGGAGAGCAGUCCAAUUCUUUGGGACCUUUGAAAGGGCGUGCGGAGCUGACUGACAGGGGCUCUCUAAGGAUUAAAGACCUGAAGCUCCGAGACGAGGGUAUGUAUGUCCUCACCGCACUCUUGGAGGAAGUCGGACCUAAAGAAAGACACGUGUCCCUUGAAGUCAUAGUGCCUCCCAAGUUGGAACUGAACCCGAGACAAGACGUCUACGAGAGGAGGGGGAAAGCGGUCAAGCUAACGUGCACUGUGUCCCAUGCCAGACCUAUGGUGAAGUACAUCCGGUGGGAAAAAGAUGGCGGACCUGUGGAUCAGCACCACGAAGCCACGACAUAUCCGGGUAAAGACUCGUAUGAAUCCGUGCUGAGCCUACGGAACCUGACCAAAUCGGACUCCGGCAACUACACCUGCGUCACGGGGCACCUGGAGCGCAUAGUGGCGGCUAGCAGGCACGUCGAGGUCCACUAUCCUGCUACCAUUGUGAACGCUUCAGACCUAGUCGUGGCGCCGGUAUUGACAAAGGUGACCCUGUGGUGCGUCGCAGAUGGGAACCCCCCUCCAAACAUCACCUGGUACAAACUUGGAUGGCAGAACGAACCGACCGCGACACUGGAGCCUUCAGACAGUACCAGAAACAACAUCAUCUUCAACGAGAUACACAGGAACGAUAGCGGGAAGUACGCUUGUUCGGCGGCGAAUGGCAUUGGGAAACAAGACUGGCGAACCAUCAGUUUAGUAGUUCGUGACUCCACGCUUAACUCCGGUAUAAAAACGCCGCUGAUCAAGUCUAGGUGGGAGACGGCGCUACUUGGCACCCUAGCCGGGGCAGCUGUGGUCUUCUUAUGCAUCCUCAUCGCGUUGGCAUGCCGGGGGAACGGUCGGGGCAUGCGCGACAACCCGAAGCUGGUCGCCAUCAGCCCGCCCAUCUACAGCUACCAUCCCAGCUACAAGCAAUCCAUGGAGCUACGGAGUCUGCGCCACACCGACUCCACGUCAUCAACUGUCGUCACUAGGUCAGGGAAAGUGUUUGCCAGAGCGCUGUGCGACUACAGCCCACAGGACGACAACGAGCUACCCUUGCAAACCAAUGACGUCAUCGAGGUGCUGAGCGACCAAAAUGGCGGCUGGUGGUUUGGAUCCGUGCAGGGAAAAGUUGGCUUGUUUCCCGCCAAAUGUGUCGAAAUUCUCGUCUGCAAGGACAGACAAGAUGGAAAGAAGUGCUACGCGCGUGCGCUGUACGACUACGACCCCUGCGAGGAGGGCGAACUGCAGCUGCAGGUCGGUGACGUCAUGGAGAUUGUGAGUAGGGAGGACCCCGGCUGGUGGUACGGGUACCUUCGGGGGAAGGUCGGCCUCUUCCCGUCCAACUACGUAGAGGUGGUCCCCGAAAGUUCCGUAGGGGAUCUGUCGGAGCUCUCCCCAAUUAGGAGCAGAGAGCCCGACGUGACGUUGGGGGCUUCCUCGGCGUCGACAUUGCCGGCGGCAGACGUACAGCUUCUCACCUCUAAGGUGAAUGGACAACACCGAGCAAGCUGUGCUGUGCACAGUUCUACCAAGAGGUGCAACUCCGGCUACGGCGGAGACCAAGACUCUUCUGGUUACCACGACUCGUCUGGCUAUGGCAUGGAGGAAGACUCUAACAAUUCCCAAGAACAGUACGAGUUUCGCAACUACCAGAAGCCGUCCAGAAGGAAAAGCGGCUCCUCAAACAAAGGACGGAAAUUGUCCCGACGUUCAUCGGAACCAGUGAGCAACUCAUCUAACCCGGAAGCAGAAAACUGCCAACCGGAAGUGUGUCAUUGUAAUGAGUGUAGCGAAGCAAAUCAAGGGCAAUAUACCAGUACACAACCAACGGGCCAGACCCGGAGUGCGUCUCAAAACAAUUGCGAUCAGAACACCACAGAUAACCAAGACUCCCGCACUCGACACACUAGUUCGUCGAGGAGAUCGUCUUCUGUUCGGUGCCAUUCGUCGCGCUCCGACUCUCUUCGGUGCCAUUCGGACAACUCCGGCUCUUUCCGCUGCUUCGACGGUUAUCCCGAGAGCGUGUACGGCGGCAGCGACACUAACGUGGAGCGGUACUAUUUACGGCCUGAGGGUGAGAGACAGGAGCCUGAUAGCUUUCUGGGAUCGAGUGUCAGCGGCUCUUUUCCGCCGUCAGACCAAAUUGACAGCUCCCUUGAUGGUUCCGACAAUGAGGUUAGAAGAUACGACUCAGACGGGCUGCAUAGCAUUGAAGCCUGAUUGCAUUUCAAACAUAAGAGAUGCUCUCCAGGCUCAAAGGCCAUGCAGUCCGCCAGAUAUGGUCCGCCAUAUAUCUUUAAAUCCCUGGAACCAUAGCCGUCGGCAUGAAAACGUUUUUUUCUUCUUCUCGUAUCUAUGAAAAAGAGAAGAAACCAGAGACAACACGCUUUUAAUCACGAUUGUGUAUAUCUAUAUGACACGGGGGUUUAUAGGCUGUAAAAGAGGGCCAAUGAUAUGGUGCUUGAGCAUGCGCAAUAGAGGGUUCUCUUCACGUUUCGGUCUGUAGUUUGCCAGAGGUAGUAUUUUGUUUUGUUGGUGACGUUUGCUCAAGUUAACUUUGAAUAUACUCUACAAACACUGGCUAUACGCUCAAGGAAUGGAAAUAAACCUAUUUGUAAAUGUAUGUUUGAGGAAUAAAUUUUGAAGAUCAUCGUA
Molecule: messenger RNA, 3507 nt
Organism: Branchiostoma floridae (Florida lancelet)
Lineage: Eukaryota; Metazoa; Chordata; Leptocardii; Amphioxiformes; Branchiostomatidae
Exons: 10
Coding region: 583-3072 (829 amino acids)
Biological process (GO): cell-cell adhesion
Cellular component (GO): cell-cell junction
Molecular function (GO): cell adhesion molecule binding
Source: RefSeq, a predicted model, not a curated record